AUGUCUGAUAAUCAAGAAGAUAAGACUGAAACUGUGAAGACCUGUGACAACAAUACUGCAACCAACAGUUUGAGUCCUCAGAAUAACAAAGAAACAACAGAUGCCAAUGUCAAAGAGGAUGAGUGUAGUAAACUGUUGGAAAAUCUAAUUGAAGAUGAGGAAGCCGUCAAAUGCAAUGAUGUCGACAAAAAAGCCAAUGAGGAUAUCAAGGACUCAACUGAUAUAGUAAACGAUUGUGAGGCCUCGGCCGCUCAACCUUCAGACAUUAUGAUUAAUACCGUAAUGGCUAAGAACGAUGAAAACAAAGAUAUAACUGAAAAUAGCGAGCCAAAAGAAUUAGAUAUUACUGAUAGCCCAGCCGAAGACAUCAAGCAGAUUAUAUCUAUAAAGGAAGAAUUCAAAGAAACGCAAAUAAAAAUGGAAGUGACUGAGGGUAAACAACCUGACGGCCAUCAAACGAGAAAUUUAUUCGAAACAGUAGGACUAGUUCUUCGUUCAAGUGCAAGUCAAGCAGAUUCAAAUCUAGAAACAGAGGAAGUUAUCGAGCCGAAGGAUGAUAAGAAUCACUCGCCUGAUUCUACUCUCAACGUACCUGAAUCUGCACAGGAAGGAACACCGUCUUACUGUGAAUUCUGUGGCUUCCCAGCUGCUAACCCUGAUGUUUACCGUAACCACAUGAAAUUCCACGACAGAACUAACGCAACAUACACCUGCUAUAUCUGCAGUAUGAAGUACAAGAAGAGGAGCACUGCGGUGGAACACUACCAGAACACUCACAAUCUCACUGAAGCUGAGCUACGGAAUUGUCAGACUUGCAAGUAUGUCACUUCGGAUGAAGCCGGUCUUAAAGAGCACAUCCGGAAACAUUUUCUAAUCCGACCGCACGCCUGUGGUAUUUGUUAUCAGUCAUUUGCCACUGUCCACAAUUAUCAUCGACAUAUGGAAACAAAGCAUACGGAUGUAGAGAAAACCGAUGUUGGGUACACCAAGCCUAUUUCUAAGAGAAGACGGGGUUCAAAUAUUAGUCAAGGUAGAGCUUCUAAUUCUAAUAAAAGGUCCAGGCAAAAUUCAAAAGUAGAAGAAGUUGUUAAACCAUCACCAGAAGAAAGCAAAAGUAGUAAGUCAAAACCAGAGAAGCCAAAAUCACCGGCAGAACCUGAGCCAGAAGAACCCAAACCAGAAGAAUUAAAACCAGAAGAAUCACAGCCAGAAGAAUCACAACCAGAAGAAUCCAAACCAAAAGAAUCCAAACCAAAAGAAGAAGAUGAUAUAAUCCAACCGAAAAACUACUUUGUUUUGCCGACCAAAACGUUAAAUCUUGUAUGCUCAUUUUGUGAAACUACCACACUCAACAAAAGGGAACUUAGUCAACAUCUUUUGUCAAAACACGGGGAUGAAAUCAUAACCCUCAAGCCUUUCUGA
Bolinopsis microptera is the source of this 1422-nucleotide messenger RNA. RefSeq names its product zinc finger and BTB domain-containing protein 41-like. The record is from RefSeq and is a predicted model, not a curated record. The coding region runs from base 1 to 1422 and encodes 473 amino acids. Gene Ontology annotation, biological process: regulation of transcription by RNA polymerase II. Lineage: Eukaryota; Metazoa; Ctenophora; Tentaculata; Lobata; Bolinopsidae. Gene Ontology annotation, molecular function: RNA polymerase II cis-regulatory region sequence-specific DNA binding; DNA-binding transcription factor activity. The transcript has a single exon.